Messenger RNA from Dentiscutata heterogama, 256 nucleotides. NCBI's taxonomy places the organism in Eukaryota, Fungi, Glomeromycota, Glomeromycetes, Diversisporales, Gigasporaceae. The record is from the annotation of a GenBank genome assembly.
AUGCAUCUACUUUAGGGCUCAGUACUGUUUUGGCCAAACUAGAUGAGAACAAUAGAGAGUAUAUUGGUGUUUAUACUAGUAGAAGUAUAAAUAAACCAAAAAAAAAUUAUUUGGUUCCUGAGUUAGAAUGUUUGGCUGUAAUUUGGCUUAAAGACAAGCAUGCCAGAAUGUAUACUCAUGAACAGGAAGAUCAACAAAUAGUAUACAUGCUAGAUAUAGGAGAUGAUGAUUUAGUAAAAAGUGAAAUCACAGUAAA